ACGUUGCGGCCAUGCGGUGGACGACGGUGACGAGGCGGGAGAGGCUGAAGAAGGAUCUUCUUAACAGUGAAUACCCUCCCGUGCUCUCUCAGCGUUUCAACGAAAGGUGAUACAGCAAGGAUUCCUCGAUACCCGGCUGUCAGCCAUCAGCGCUCAAACUCGCCGUCUCAAACUCAUUUCUGCAAGAGGCAUGGAGCAACCGAAGAAGAGAAUCACUGCCAUGUGCACAGCUUACGGCGUCGACGGGGCUGUUAGGGGCGGGAUGAUUGGACUUAUGUGGGGGCUAUUUCAGGGAACAUACUAUGGUUGGCAAGACCAGCUGCGCGGUAGAUUGUUGGGGAUGCAUGUUGCAAGAAACUUAGCGGCCAACACCGUCGGAUUUGCUGCAUUUCUGGGAAUCUAUCAGAUUGCGCAUUGCUCUAUGGAGAAUUCCCGCAAGAGGAGCGACUGGAAGAACGCAGCAGCAGCAGGGCUCGUCACGGGAGGGGUCAUGGGCCUGCCCUUGGCUGUGAGAACUGGGGAGCCUCGGUGGGCCUUGUUUGCAGCUGGAUUUACAGCAGCGUUGACGGGCUCUCUCGAUCUCGCAAGACCGAGAUGACCAGAGGAACGCAGGGUCCAUUUCCCUUGCUGCCUGCCGAGCUCCAGGGUCCAUUUCCCUUGCUGCCUGCCGAGCUCCAGGGUCCAUUUCCCUUGCUGCCUGCCGAGCUCCAGGGUCCAUUUCCCUUGCUGCCUGCCGAGCUCCAAGUCUUAUUUUUUCCAUUCCUUUCCUCGUAUUUUUCAGUGAAACCGUAGAGGAUAC
Messenger RNA from Guillardia theta CCMP2712, 799 nucleotides. RefSeq lists its product as hypothetical. Lineage: Eukaryota; Cryptophyceae; Pyrenomonadales; Geminigeraceae. Gene Ontology annotation, biological process: protein insertion into mitochondrial inner membrane. Gene Ontology annotation, molecular function: transmembrane protein transporter activity. The transcript has 5 exons. Gene Ontology annotation, cellular component: TIM22 mitochondrial import inner membrane insertion complex. The coding region runs from base 191 to 598 and encodes 135 amino acids. The record is from RefSeq and is a predicted model, not a curated record.